AAGCCUAGCAAACUCUCGCGUUCUUGCUGUUCAAUUGAUCAGGAAAAGCUUAGCUAGCUAGCUCGCCGUCCGUUCUGGACGUGGUUCUGGAAGACGGUGGAUAUAGCUAGCUAGGUGGCUGAAUUCGUAUUGUGGAAAAAUGGCGGCGGGCAGCGUCAACCCGUUUAAUCUCAGUGAUUCUGAAGAGGAAACGGAGCGGAGACCGGAUGGCGCUGACGAACGCAGCCCAAGUGAUGGACCACAAGGCCAGAGUACCAACCCGUUCUCCCCGCAAGCGGACAGUGAGCCAGCGGUAUUACUACUAUCUAGCACCCGAACCAGUCCCAGUGUGGAAGGCAUCUCAGUUUCAACUGCAGCAGCCGCUGCCAUAGGAGGCAACGCAGAGACUCGGGUUCCUGUGGAUGUGAUCGCUGCCCAGCUCCUCCGGGAUCAAUACAUCCUGACGGCCCUUGAAUUACAUACGGAACUACUAGAGGCAGGCAGAGACCUUCCUCGGUUGCGGGAUUACUUUUCGAAUCCAGGCAACUUUGAAAGGCAGAGCGGAACUCCGCCCGCUUGCAAAGAGCAAGGACUUGGUCCUGUUGGAGCGCUCACAGCACAGGUGCAGGAUAGGAAAAGAAGAAAAAACGAUGCUGCCAAUGCACGCGAUCGCGCCGGAAGCAUCAGCACCUUGGACUCGCUGGACUUUGCCCGCUACUCCGAUGACGGCAACCGGGAGUCCGACGAGAGGGUGGCAGUCCUGGAGUUUGAACUACGGAAAGCCAAGGAGACCAUUCAGGCUCUGCGCGCCAACUUGACUCAGGCAGCAGAGUGUGAAGUUUCCUCUCAGGAGAGAAAAAACUUCAAAUCCAGCCCUGAAAUUCAGGAACCCAUCCGCUCUCUUGAAAAAAGAGCCUUAAAUUUUUUAGUGAAUGAAUAUUUAAUGAAAAAUGAAUAUAAGUUAUCGUCCAUAACAUUCUCCGAUGAAAAUGAUGACCAGGACUUUGAAUUAUGGGAUGACGUGGGACUCAACAUCCCAAAGCCGCCCGAUCUUAUACAGCUAUACCGUAACUGUGGCAACAGCUUGUCGUCUUCCAAGGAGACUGUGGAUGUGGCGGUCGGGGUGGAGGCCGGAGAACUGGGAGGGGACUACAUCUCCCAGCAGCCCUUGCAGAAAGCUGAAACCAUACAGCAAACAGAGGUAGUGGAGGAGUUGGAGUACCAGAUCAGCCUUUUAAACAACGAGAAACAGACCCUAGCCGAGCAGAUCAAGAAACUGCAAUGCGAAAUCCAGGAACUGAAGAAGAAUGUCUCGGCCCCGCUAUCCGUCGGCACGGAGACGGGCCAGUCCCGGUCGGACUCGGCGGCGGAGGACCGGCCGUCGCUGGACAACGGGCAGUAUCUGGACAUGCGGGGCGUGACGGAGGGAGACGAGGGGAGGGGCUCCAGCGCUAGCCCCGCCUCUGCACCACCCACAUCCACAGCCCGCCACAGCAAGUUAAAAAGCCAGUCGCCCGGACACAAGGAGCCCGUCCAGUUUGACCAGCCCAACAGGAAGCUGUCCCCUGCCUUCCACCACGCCCUCCUGUCCUUCUGUCGGAUGUCUGCGGACAGUCGCCUCGGCUCAGAGGUGUCCCGUAUUGCGGACAGUGAGGAGAGUGUGAUGCUGAUGCUGGGCCGCUGUCUUCCCCACAUCGUCCCCAACGUCCUGCUGGCCAAGCGCGAGAGAAUGGUUGCGCACCUGUGUAAGGAGCUGAUCCCGCUCAUCCUGUGUACGGCCUGCCUGCACCCAGAGCCCAAAGAGAGAGACCAGCUGCUUCACAUCCUCUUCAACCUCAUCAAGAGGCCCGAUGACGAGCAGAGGCAGAUGAUCCUGACUGGCUGUGUGGCGUUCGCCAGGCAUGUGGGGCCCACGCGUGUAGAAGCCGAACUUCUGCCACAGUGCUGGGAACAGAUUAACCAUAAGUACCCGGAGCGGAGGCUGCUGGUGGCUGAAGCCUGUGGAGCCCUGGCCCCCUACCUGCCGAAGGAGAUCCGCAGCUCGUUAGUGCUGUCCAUGCUGCAGCAGAUGUUGGCGGAGGACAAGGCAGACCUGGUGCGGGAGGCGGUGGUCAAGAGCCUGGGCAUCAUCAUGGCCUACAUCGACGACCCUGAUAAGUACCCUCAGGGCUUUGAGAUGAUGCUGUUGUCUCUGGGUGACCCGUCGGAGCGGGUUGUGAACGCCACUCACCAGGUGUUCAUUCCUGCAUUCGCCGCCUGGACCACAGAGCUGGGCAACCUGCAGUCCCAACUUAUCCCAUCACUGCUCAGCCGCAUAGAGAAACUACUGAAGCAGGGGGAGCAUGGUCUGGAUGAGCACAAGCUGCACAUGUUCCUGUCGGCACUGCAGUCUCUGAUUCCACCGCUGUUCGCCGUAGUGCUGCAGAACGCUCCUUUCACCAGCAGAGCCAAACUACAGGGAGAGGCACCCGGCAUAGAGGUGACCCGUUUCCCGCGGCCGGCGUCUCCUCUGCAGGACGUGUCCACCAUCGUGGGCAGUCGGGAGCAGCUGGCCCUCCUGCUGCAGCUCUACGACCACCAGCUCCUGCACGAGGGGACCACCGGCUGGGACAGCCUGCUCUGGGUGGUCAACCAGCGAUUGCCUCAGAUCAUUGAGAUAGUGGGCCGUAUCAACGUGACCUCAUCCACCUGCGUUCACGAGUUUUCCAGAUUCUUCUGGCGCUUGUGCCGGACGUUUGGGAAGAUCUUUACCAACACCAAGGUAAAGCCUCAAUUCCAAGAAAUCCUUCGUCUGUCCGAGGAGAACGUGGACGCCUCAGCUGGCAAUGGCAUUCUGACCAAGGCCACUGUGCCCAUCUAUGCAACAGGGGUACUGACCUGUUACAAUCAGGACGAGGAGCGCAAGCUGCUGGUGGGCUUCCUAGAAGAUGUCAUGACCACCCUGUCGCUGUCUCAUGCUCCCUUGGACAGCCUCAAGGCCUCCUUCGUGGAGCUGGGGGCUAACCCGGCCUAUCACGAGCUUCUGCUGACCGUGCUAUGGUACGGGGUCGUGCACACCUCCGCCCUGGUGCGCUGCACGGCCGCCCGCAUGUUCGAGCUGAUUCUCCGAGGCAUGAAUGAAGCCUUAAUUGACAAGCGAGUAGCCCCGGCCCUAAUUACCUUGUGCAGUGGUCCUGAAUUCUCUGUGAGGAUAUCCACCAUCCCAGCGUUUGGAACCAUUAUGGAGACCGUCACACAAAAAGAGCUGCUGGAGAGGGUCAAGAUGCAGCUGGCGUCCUUCCUAGAGGACCCGCAGUAUCAAGACCAGCACUCGUUGCACAUGGAGAUCAUCAAGACGUUCGGGAGGGUUGGUCCCAACGCCGAGCCGCGAUUCAGGGAUGACUUCGUUCUUCCACAUUUGCACAAGCUGGCCCUGGCCAACAACGUGCAGACGGCCGACAACAAGCGGAUCGAUAUUGCCACGCAGCUCUUCGAGGCGUACAGCGCCCUGUCCUGCUGUUUCAUUUCAGAGGACCUGAUGGUGAAUCACUUCCUUCCUGGGCUGAGGUGCUUAAGAGCCGAUAUGGAGCAUUUUUCCCCUGAACAUGAGGUUAUUUUGAGCUCCAUGAUUAAAGAGUGUGAGCUGAAGGUGGAAAACAAGGGUGUCGGGGAGGCGCAAGGCUCAAUGUCGAUUGCCGCGAGUCUCGUUGGAGAAGAUGCCAAGACGAAGUUCCUUAGCAAGAUGGGCCAGCUGACCACCUCUGGCGCCAUGCUGGCCAACGUUUUCCAGAGAAAGAAAUGAGCUGCUGCUUUUACGGGGGCCAAUUUCCCAUGAUCCUUCUCUGUCUGGGGGACCCUCUACUUGAAGUCAAUCGUCUGCCUUUAUUUCGUUGGUCUGUCUCAAUUUUUGAUAGGCUCUAUUUUAUAUCUUUAUUUAUGUGGCAUAACUUUAUUCCAACCUCCAAAGAUUUGCACUUCACUUACUUUGUUUUAUUGCAGUCUUAUAAAACCAACACUACUGUUGUUUUGCCUCUUUCUGUUUUGUUUUUGUCCUUUUGCUAAAUCUUCCUGAUUCCCUCCUUGUCUGGUCCUUGCUCUGUGUUGCCGUGUCUCCUGGGUGUUUCUUUUCUAAAAGCAGGUGUCUUUGGGUAUCUUUUCCUUCAUUUUGGAUAUGCUCUAACAGUAAAUAUCUGUAUUAUACACUGAAUAAAGAGGACAGUACAGCUAUUAUGUACAUUUAAAAAUUGGUGUCAUCUAAUAAUUAAAAUAAUGAGAAACACUUGUA
Molecule: messenger RNA, 4243 nt
Organism: Alosa alosa (allis shad)
Lineage: Eukaryota; Metazoa; Chordata; Actinopteri; Clupeiformes; Clupeidae
Gene: relch
Product: RAB11 binding and LisH domain, coiled-coil and HEAT repeat containing
Exons: 31
Coding region: 140-3760 (1206 amino acids)
Biological process (GO): intracellular cholesterol transport
Cellular component (GO): trans-Golgi network; recycling endosome
Molecular function (GO): protein binding
Source: RefSeq, a predicted model, not a curated record